AUGCUUUUAUCUCCUCUCUGUACCGGCCUUUGCACCAUCGCCUUGCUGAGCAGUCAGGUUGCGGCUCGGCCAGCUGCCGCCACGACUGGACUCAACAGUGAUGAGUCAUUGCCUUUGCGAGGGCCGUCUAUCGUCGAAGUUAGGAGCGCAUACAGGAACGUCUUCCCAGCUAAAGACUUCAAUCGAAAUGUGACAACAACAUGGUGGCAGACCGACGUACUCGACGGGGACGCAAGCCAAAAUGCUACAAGCCUGAAAAAGGCCCUUAAAGAUGCAUUGUUCAUUGUGCUCAACAAAGACAUGUACAAGUUGCUUGGCGUCAAAGACCAUACAGUUAAGAAAAAUGUCGAAACCAUCUUCGAAUUCCCGCCUGGCCCGUCUUUUGCAAAGCGCAUGGUGCAUGAUGGCACCGUUUACUCCCCAGAAUGCAAUUGCAUCUUCAUGGCAGAGCUACAUCCUCCCAAGACUGGCUUUUCUGCCGAUGCCAUGCCAUGGGUAUGGCGUGUGAACCUAAACAACACUCCACCAACGACUGAAAAAGUGUACCCCUCGCCUCAAUUGACCGUACCCAACGGGGCUUAUUAUCAUAAAGGCGGUAUUUACUGGGCACAAGAGGGCAACUACACUGUACCUGGCGGUAUUACCCGUAUGGAUCCAUUGACCCUGAAGACAGAGGUCGUUCUCAACAACUUUUAUGGGCACCGGUUCAACAGUCCAAAUGACGUGGUCAUCACUCGAGACGGCGUGGCAUACUUCACUGACGGGUACUACGGCUAUGACAACUUCAACGACACUCUCAAGCCAGAGUUAGCUAACGGCCUGUGGCGAUGGGACAUGAAUUCGAAUGAUCUGAGGAUGGUUUCUGGUGCUGGCGGGGGACCCUUCACGAAUCCUAACGGAGUAGCACUCAACUUUGAAGAGGACAAGCUGUAUGUCACCAACCGCGGUAACUCUUCGGAUAACCCUGCAGGCGGACGAACAAUCUACGAGUUCCAGUUGUCUCAGUCAAACGGAAUGCCGGUCAAGGGAGGUGAUGUCUUUGCAUAUGUUGAUGCUGGGUUUCCAGACGGUAUUAAACUAGAUCGUGAGGGUAGAGUGUACGGGGGAAUCACUGGGGGAGUGACUGUUUUCGACUUUACUGGGAAGCACCUUGGUAUUAUCAAAAUUGAGGAGGGCGACGUUGCGGUUAACAUGCAAUGGAAGGAUAAUUGGCUGUAUAUUGCUGGCCGAGACAAGAUCUACAGAGUAGAGCUUAGCGCCUACGGAGUUCAAGCCUAG
Molecule: messenger RNA, 1278 nt
Organism: Fusarium oxysporum Fo47
Lineage: Eukaryota; Fungi; Ascomycota; Sordariomycetes; Hypocreales; Nectriaceae
Product: SMP-30/gluconolactonase/LRE family protein
Exons: 2
Coding region: 1-1278 (425 amino acids)
Source: RefSeq, a predicted model, not a curated record